CUACUGUCAUAACAGGCCUAUCACACCUCCCCCAACACCUAGUGCUUCAUCACGAUGGCCUCCGCCAACCGCAAGAAGGUACUCCUGAAGGUCAUCAUCCUCGGCGACUCUGGUGUCGGCAAGACCUCGCUCAUGAACCAGUAUGUCAACAAGCGCUUCUCGAAUCAGUACAAGGCCACAAUCGGCGCCGACUUCCUCACGCGCGAGCUGGUAGUCGACGACCGCGUCGUGACGAUGCAGUUGUGGGACACUGCCGGCCAGGAGCGUUUCCAGUCGCUCGGCGUUGCGUUCUACCGCGGCGCUGAUUGCUGCGUGUUGGUCUACGACGUCAACUCAAGCAAGAGCUUCGAGGCCCUCGACGGCUGGAGGGACGAGUUCCUCGUGCAGGCUUCUCCACACGACCCCGAGAACUUCCCUUUCGUCGUCCUGGGUAACAAGAUUGACAUGGAGGAGUCGAAGCGCAUGGUUUCUCAAAAACGCGCGAUGACGUGGUGCCAGGCCAAGGGCAACAUCCCUUACUUUGAGACCUCGGCCAAGGAGGCCAUCAACGUUGAACAGGCGUUCCAGACCAUUGCGAAGAACGCUCUCGCACAGGAGGCCGAGACCGAGCUCUACGCCGACUACCCCGACCCGAUCCGCAUCGACUCAGACAGCUCGCAGAACUACGGCUGCAGCUGCUAAGCCCAGGAUCGUGUUCAGUUAGACCGGCCUGCCGACUGCGAGAGAAUUGUCGUUACUUCAUCCAUUCUAAUCCUUCUUUGGUCGGCCUGUAGACUUUGUACAAGGUAGUGGGAGAUAUAUGAUGCGGACGUGCCAAGGUGCGAAUGGAAGUGCGAACUCAACCUCGACACCCUUGUGCUCCGUACUGCCAGCCACAUUGCUGGAGAGUAAGUACCUCUAUGUAUCUUUGCCCAAACUCUACUCGUCUCAUAUCCCACUCUGCGUGAGCCUGGCCUUCGAUAACCCGGCACUCCGUGCCCGCGUUGCCCGGCGCACGCAAUGCAAACUGCACAACUGCUGGUAUAAG
This is a messenger RNA of Cutaneotrichosporon oleaginosum, 1027 nucleotides long. RefSeq lists its product as uncharacterized. Gene Ontology annotation, cellular component: vacuole; late endosome; fungal-type vacuole membrane. Gene Ontology annotation, molecular function: GTP binding; GTPase activity. The record is from RefSeq and is a predicted model, not a curated record. Gene Ontology annotation, biological process: regulation of vacuole fusion, non-autophagic. NCBI's taxonomy places the organism in Eukaryota, Fungi, Basidiomycota, Tremellomycetes, Trichosporonales, Trichosporonaceae.